AUUCGUUUCAGUUGCAGUUCGGAAGCGGAAUCGGCUCGGAUGUGGAAUAUUUCAACUUUGUACACUCGUAUUUUCCACUUGAAAGAAUCGGCUGAAAAAAGCGGCACAGAACAGACCGAUAAAACUUUCCUCUUACUUUCGCUUUUCGCCGUCGGAUAACAUUUUCGAGUUUUGUUUUUUUAUUUGUGUUCCGGGUUUCUAAUUUCCAUUUAAAAACCAUUCCCAAACCCAUGAAAUCGAAUAAAAUCCGUUAAACUGUCAGUGAAACAAAAAGUUUUUAUAACGUUUCGCAGUUUGGUUAGUACUUUCGCUGCUUCUGGCUGUUUAUCGUGUGUGUUGCUUUGGUGCUGAUUUUCGCGGGGGACGCACAAUUUUCCAUUUGGCUUGGAGCUUCAAGUUCUACGAAACCACCCCCACCAUUGUAAAUCCCAUCGCUUGUGGCCUCUAACAAUAUGGAAACAGUAGCGAAAAAGGGCAUGGAGAGCUACAGGUUCGGCAGUGUGGACUAUGUAGUUUUCCUGGGGAUGAUCGUUUUAUCCACCAGCACGGGAAUCUAUUUCGGGUGCAUCAAGAAGAACAAGAGGAAGCUCGAGGAGGCGGAACCGACUUUACCGACCACAAUGCCAGAAAGGCGAAAACACGAUUUCGGAUCGGAGAAAAUGAGCGAGUAUCUGCUCGGGUCACGCAAUCUGAAAGUUUUCCCUGUUGCCAUGAGUCUGAUAGCCAGCUAUAUAUCGGGAGUGACGAUACUGGGCACCACCUCGGAAAUCUACAAUUAUGGCACGCAAUAUUGGUUUAUAGCCAUCGCAAUCGUGCUCCAAGGCAUCGCCGUCUCCUAUGUCUACAUACCCGUAUUCUCGGCUCUUCAAGUAGGCUCUUCAUAUGAGUACUUGGAAAUGCGUUUUCAUUCGAUCAUAAGGAGCAUAGCGUCGUUUAUGUUUAUACUGGAUGAGAUACUGUUUCUGCCUUUCAUUGUAUAUGUGCCAGCUAUAGCUCUGAAUCAAGUUUCUGGAAUUAAUCUCCAUGUGAUUGCAGUUGUUAUUGUUGUUGUUUGCGUUUUCUACACUUUUGUGGGAGGAAUCAAGGCAGUGGUCCAUACCGAUGCCUGGCAAGUUUUAGUGAUGUUCCUUUCGGUCGUUGCAGUGGCAAUUUUAGCAACAGUGUACGCCAACGGGUUAGAUGUCCUGUUUGAUGAUGCUGCUAAAGGCGGCCGAUUGAUCUUUAGCAACACAAAUCCCUCGCCAUAUGUUCGCCAUACUGUUUGGAGUGUACUCAUCGGUGGAUUCUCCUAUUGGACAUCUUUUAAUGCUGUCAAUCAAACGAUGGUGCAACGGUACAUGUCUCUUCCCUCGCUGAAGAAAGCGCGUGCUUCUAUGGCCAUUUUCACCGUUGGAGUGGCUGCCUUUGUCUCAGUUUGUUGUUAUGUGGGACUGUUGAUCUUCGAGAUGUACAAAGACUGCGAUCCUCUGAGUGCGGGGCUUAUUACACACGAUGAUCAACUCCUGCCUUUAUUUGUCGUCCAAAGUGUGGGGCACAUCUAUGGAAUGUCUGGUUUGUUUAUAGCCGGUAUAUUUGGAGCUGCAUUGAGUUCUCUCUCCGUCGUUCUUAAUUCCACGUCUUUGGUGAUCUUGGAGGAUAUAGUUCGCGGCUGCUUCAAGAUGCAACCAAGUGAAAGAGCCUCCACCAUUUUGGUCAAGUCAACUAUUAUAGUUCUUGGCUUAGUGGCCCUCUCACUGGUGUUUGUCCUGGAGCAACUGAGUGGAAUCUUGAGCAUUUGCACUUCAAUGACGGCCAUCGCAGCUGGAACCACUUUUGGCCUGUUCACCCUGGGAAUGCUCGUUCCCUGGGCCAAUACUGUGGGCACUGCUGUGGGCGGAAUUGCAAGUGCUUUGCUCGCCGGCUGGAUAUCCUUUGGAACGCAGUUUACUAUUGCAGCGGGUGAACUGAACUCCCAAAAGCUUCCCGUAUCGGUGGAGGGUUGUGUGGGUAAUGUAACCCUUCGGGAAAAUGUUUGGGUGGAUGAGGAGCAAGUGUUUCCGUUGUAUCGUCUGUCUUACCAUUGGAUUAAUCCUAUUGGUGUGGCCACAGUCAUUGUAGUGGGUGCCUUGGUCUCCCUUGUGACGAAACCAACAAACAUAAAGACUCUGGAUCCGGACCUAAUAUCGCCUGUUAUUCACAGGUUCCUUCCGAAGGAAUGCUUUAACGGUCGCAAUCCCCCCGCGCAGGCGCACAAAAACCUUUUGAAUGUCUCCUAAAACUGACCCGCCAUUACUUUCUGUGCCAAACUAAAUGGAUUUGGUUAAGCUAAUGGGCUUCUAUACCUGUGGCAUUGUAUUCCACAUACCCUUUUUUGUUAGCAUAUUAUGUAGUUGUAGUUGUUUUGUGGUAGUUACUUUAUAGAUAGCCUAUUCUAGUACAAUGCGAUCCAACUAUUGGAUUGUAAAACACAAAACGAAGUACAGGAACCUAUGAAUCUGCAUCUCCAGCUCCAGAGUGCACAAUCAUUAGCGUAGAUUAUUAUUGUAUUAUAAUAUAGCUUUAUUUAAUUGUUCUGUUCGUAUCUGUUCUUUACUUUCCAGCUUAUGUUCAAGCACUUUUUUUGGCAUUUUCGAUUUGUAGUCAGCAGACUGUGUCUCAUAAUGUAUUCCGUGUGACUUUACAAGCAUAAUGUCUGUGAUAAAUUCAAUAAAUAGAUCAUACACACA
This is a messenger RNA of Drosophila ficusphila, 2705 nucleotides long. RefSeq names its product sodium-coupled monocarboxylate transporter 1 (gene SLC5A11). The record is from RefSeq and is a predicted model, not a curated record. The transcript is spliced from 10 exons. The coding region runs from base 453 to 2255 and encodes 600 amino acids. Gene Ontology annotation, molecular function: symporter activity. Gene Ontology annotation, cellular component: membrane. NCBI's taxonomy places the organism in Eukaryota, Metazoa, Arthropoda, Insecta, Diptera, Drosophilidae. Gene Ontology annotation, biological process: transmembrane transport; sodium ion transport.